UGCUGGCAAUGCCCUGGUGAAGAAGGGUUGCAGGUGAGGGUGAGUGUGCUGCGCUUCGGGAAUUGAUUCUUUGCUUUGCUCUGCUCUGUUCUGCUCACAAUUUCUUCGUCCUGUUCCGGCACGUGUUAUUUGCCUACCUGCCUGCGCCGUGCCUCACUAUGGUCACCUUUCGGAGCAUGAAGAGCGUUAGGGUUAGGUCUGCGAACGUUUCUGUGUAGUUGCGCAGUAAUUUGUCUCUUGAAGGAGUGUUCGAUGCCCUAGUCCUGUGCACCAUGACCUUUCCCACAACGAUUAUUAGCUGAGCUCGGAGCACGAUUGCAGCUUGCGUGGUGAAGGUUGUUUUGGCAUGACGUAUAUGUUAGGGAAUUGUUGCGCAGUGCUCGAAGAUUAAUUGUGAUCUUUCGGAAGUUGUGAUGCACGAGCUGGAUAACUCACAAUUGUGACUUCUAUUUUCAUGAACUUAUGGAGUGAAUGAGGAAACAAUUAUUUGUCUUUGGCUGGUUGGAACAGUGUAUGGAGAUUUAUUCAACAGAUAUUUGUUGUUGGAAUGUGUGUUGCACACAGUCGGAUAGGUGACGCUACAUUGUAAAAGAACAGAUCCAUAGAAGUGUGCAUUCCAAGAGUGUGGUUAUGGAGCAGAGACUCUACAGACCUAGUCUUGUACACCCUCUAGAAACGUGCAAGGGUGACAUUUCCACCUUUCCGAUCCAAUACGUGCCUUUUGUUUCCAGCUUGUGUUCUUCUAGAAAGUUGUACAUAAAAUUUUGACGUAUCAGAGUCCGGCCGCGUAAAGUUUUCUGGAGCUGAAGGCAUCAGAGUAUGAUUUGAGCAGUUGGAAUGUCGUCUUUCGCUGUUAACUUGUUGAAAACUCAUGUGAUGGAGUUGGGCAGCAGGGUGAUUGGGUCGACUCUUAGAAGCACCAGGGAAAUUCAUAUAGGUACCCUCUUGUACAAUUGCCUCGAGCUGAUGUUCCCGAUUAGAAGGCUUUGUUGCCAAUCCAAUAGGAUUAUGGCAGGCGUUAUGAAACACGUGACGGAUUAUACCAUCCAUGCGAAUCGUGGCAGUAAUCAUGAGGCAGCAGGGCAUUCCGGGAGGCAGGGUAAUCAUCAUUCAGAAUCGUCGGCAGUGUUAGUGCUGUUGAAUUAUCGUCUGCCUCGAUUCACACCUCUGCUUUGGAGCCAAGCAUGCUUGCGGGUGUGUGCUGAUGGCGGGGCUAACCGUCUUUACGACGAGCUUCCCCAGUUUUUCCCCAGAGACGACCCCAGUGUCGUGCGCCUGAGGCAUAAGCCAGAUGUUAUUAAGGGAGACCUUGACUCUAUUCGAGCUGACGUUAGAGAUUACUACGAGAAACUGGGUACAAUCAUUAUUGACCAAUCGCACGACCAGGAAACAACAGACCUCCACAAAUGUAUUCGUUUCAUAAAAGAAUCUACACCUCAGCUUGAUAAAACUCUACUGAAGGUGCUCGUUGUGGGAGCUUUGGGAGGGAGAUUUGAUCACGAGGCUGCCAAUAUCAACGUGUUAUGGACGUUUGCAAAUUCAUUGAGGAUAAUUCUUUUCAGUGAAGAAAGUAGUCUCACCUUGUUGCCAACUGGGUAUGUGCAUGAAAUCCAUGUUGACCGGUCAUUUGAGGGCCCUCAUUGUGGCCUGGUUCCGGUUGGCGCUCCUUCUCUCUCGACCACAAGCACAGGACUUUAUUGGAACUUAGAUCAAACUCCAAUGUCAUUUGGUUCUUUGAUAAGCACUUGUAAUAUUUUGGACAGCGACGUUGUGACCGUUGUCUCUGAUGUGCAUCUACUUUGGACAACUGAAUUACGAUAUGAACCGUGAUUCCUGUGUCCUUCGUAACAGAGAGUGUCUCUUGACCUUGAUAUGGAUGCAUGUCGAAACCUGUUGGUCUAUGUAGUUUGGUUUUCUUCCAGAUGUAUUGCAAUUUAAGCAUGCUCCAGUGAGCGUCGUAAUUGAUGCAUACGACUGCAUUCAGUGCAGUUAGGAAUGGAGAAAUCGUAGCAGCAGUCACUUCUCCCAUGUUCAAAUUAUUUUCCUUCAUAAUGCCUAUGUAAGUAGGAGACGACUUCGAAGUGGCAAAAUGGAAGUCUGAAUUGGUGGUCCUCUUGAAUGUUAAGUCCUGUUUGCCCUAAUUCAAUACAACGUAAACAAUGUUGUGUAGUUGUGUGUGA
Molecule: messenger RNA, 2180 nt
Organism: Physcomitrium patens
Lineage: Eukaryota; Viridiplantae; Streptophyta; Bryopsida; Funariales; Funariaceae
Source: RefSeq, a predicted model, not a curated record